CUGCUGGCAAAGAGCAGUCCCAUGAAGAUUUUGUUACAGAUACAGCAGCAAUGGAAAAUGUGUCUGGUGUGAAGGUGUUCAGUUUAUCUGGAUUAAAUGAAACUUGGACAAUUCGUUAUUUUUUAUUUUCUCUGACCUUCCUUGUAUAUAUUUUAAUCUUGUUCGUAAAUGUGAUGCUAACUGUCACCAUUAUAUUGGAGAAAGCCCUCCAUGAGCCUAUGUACAUCUUCCUGUGUAAUUUGUGUAUUAAUGCAGUGUAUGGAACUGCAGGAUUCUACCCUAAAUUCCUAUAUGAUGUACUCUCUGGCUCUCAUAUGAUAUCAUAUGAUGGAUGCUUCCUGCAGAUAUUUGUGAUCUACACAUCAGUAAAAUGUGAAUUUGUAACACUGACUGUGAUGGCGUAUGAUCGCUAUGUGGCAAUAUGCAAACCAUUAAUGUAUCAUUCAAUAAUGACAGGUCAGAUGAUGUGUAAAUUAUUAACAUUUUGCUGGAUUUAUCCAUAUGUCACAAUGUCCUUGAAUAUGACACUGGCAAGAAGACUCACAUUAUGCAGGUCCCAUAUUGAUAAACUUUACUGUGAAAACUGGUCCAUUGUGAAACUUUCUUGUGAAGAAACAGUGGUAAAUAAUAUAAGUGGGUUCAUUGUAAUAAUAACAUUUGCUGGACUUGCGAUGUACACUAUGCUUUCAUAUGUAAAAUUAAUUUCUGUAUGCACAAAAAGUAGAGAAGACAGAAUUAAAUUUAUGCAGACUUGUGUGCCACAUUUAUGUGCUGUAAUAAAUUUCACAGUCACUUUGUUGUUUGACACAAUGUACAGUCGCUAUGGAUCAAGAGAUAUGUCAGAGCGUCUGCGCAAUUUUUUGGCGCUACAAUUUCUCAUCAUCCCUCCUCUCUUCAACCCAAUUAUUUAUGGACUAAAACUGACUGAGGUUCGGAAACGACUACUGAAGCAGUGUCAUAGUUUAAAGUAGUUUUUGUGAAGAGUGCAAGAUGCUUCAGCAGCUGUUUUAUUUCACUCUCAGUGCAGUAUACUGUGUGAAAAGUCUUUCUCUGCUGCCUGCUGGUUUGAAUCAUGCACAAGUCCUGGGUCCAACAGGAAUGUUUUUUCUCUCAAGCAAAAGUUUGUAUUAAAGCAUAAAGUGAUAAUAAAGUGA
This is a messenger RNA of Anguilla anguilla (European eel), 1154 nucleotides long. Its product is annotated as olfactory receptor 51E1-like. Bases 51 to 971 code for a protein of 306 amino acids. Gene Ontology annotation, cellular component: membrane. The record is from RefSeq and is a predicted model, not a curated record. The transcript is spliced from 2 exons. Gene Ontology annotation, molecular function: G protein-coupled receptor activity; olfactory receptor activity. Gene Ontology annotation, biological process: G protein-coupled receptor signaling pathway. NCBI's taxonomy places the organism in Eukaryota, Metazoa, Chordata, Actinopteri, Anguilliformes, Anguillidae.